Molecule: messenger RNA, 1541 nt
Organism: Zingiber officinale
Lineage: Eukaryota; Viridiplantae; Streptophyta; Magnoliopsida; Zingiberales; Zingiberaceae
Product: heavy metal-associated isoprenylated plant protein 9-like
Exons: 5
Coding region: 472-1377 (301 amino acids)
Molecular function (GO): metal ion binding
Source: RefSeq, a predicted model, not a curated record
GUUCACCCAACUUUGGAAACAACUCGGUUCCAGGUUUCCCAAGGAGAUGAUUCACCGAUUCAUCUUUCUCCCUGUUUAUUCAUGAUCCAGAAGAACCUCUCACCUUCAUAUCCAAGCCACUCGCACGAUGUUCUGUUGUCCCACUGAAAUCCUCAUCACUUUCUCAUCAUCUUUCAUGGUACCAAAAUACUUUUGAGCCCAAGAAAAGAGAAAAACAGUGCCAAAGUGAUAUACAACCAAAUGUUUUAGUUUACUCCUACUACUUUUGCCACCCACAGCUAGUGAUGACGAUAAACCUCCCCUCCUCCACUCAUCUCAUAUCACACAAAUCGUUAUAAGAAUCCAAGCUUCAGCUUGCUCGACCAAAGUUGCAGCAUUAGCAAGACCAGCAACAGCCAUCGCAAUCUAGCUCUAGCUGGUGUUUGUUGUGUUUCCUCACAUUCAAGAAGUUGCUGAUUUGUUGGUUUCGAAAUGGGCGAAGCGAAGCAGGAAGUAGAGAACAAACAAGAAAAGAAGGCCGAGGAGAAGAAAGAAGAGAAGGCUGCAGGUCCUCCUCCACCCAUUGUCCUGUCUCUGGACCUGCACUGUGUUGGAUGUGCAAGGAAGAUAGAGAAGUGCAUGCUCAGAUGUAGAGGAGUUGAAAGCGUUGAGGUCGACAUGAUGCAGAACAAGGUCACAGUCAAAGGGAUAGUGGAUCCUCAGGCCUUGUGCUCCAGAAUUCAAAAGAGAACACAGAGGCAGGUCCGAGUGCUCACUCCUCUGCCCCCGGCCGAAGGGAACCCCAAGCCGGAAGCUGAUCCACCUCAGGAGAGUGGCAUGACAACAGUUGUGCUCCUUGUCAACAUGCACUGCGAGGCAUGCGCAGAGCAGCUGAAGCGAAAGAUACUAAAGAUGAGAGGAGUGCAAACGGCCAAGACUGACAUGACUGCUGGGAAGGUCACUGUGACCGGAACAAUGACUGGAGAAAAGAUAGUGGAGUACGUUCACCGGCGCACCGGGAAGAUAGCUAGCAUCGUUCCUCCACCGCCCAAGGAGGAGGAGAAGAAGGAAGAAAAGAAACCCGAGGAAAAGGCCCCGGAGGAGAAGAGUGAGGAGAAAAAGAAAGAUAGCAAUGAGAAAAAGGAAGAAGGGAAGGCAUCUGAACUGCAAGAAAAUGCAAGUGACAAGAAGGAAGGUGAUGCCAAGGAAGGGGAGAAGAAAGAAGCCGACGACAUGAUGAAAAGAAUGAUGUAUUGGCCUGGCAACUUCUUCGGUGAGGAAGAGAUGGCGAGGAGGAUGAUGGUUCACUGGAUGCCGGUAUACAUAACCCAACAGCCUCCACCUCCACCACCCCAACACUUCAGUGAUGAGAACCCCAAUGCCUGUUGCAUCACAUAAAAUUUCAUGCAUCAAAAAACAUGAUCUGUACGUAAUGUUGGAGCUAGGAAGCCAUGCCAUUUAUUAUUUCAUAUAAGAUGAUGUCGCAUGGUAUAACUGUAAACUUAUGUAGAACUGGCUCUUGUUCAUGUUUUAUCUAUGAAUUGUAACUCCUGUAUGUCCUA